This is a messenger RNA of Myxocyprinus asiaticus (Chinese sucker), 3289 nucleotides long. Its product is annotated as monocarboxylate transporter 7. The record is from RefSeq and is a predicted model, not a curated record. The transcript has 6 exons. NCBI's taxonomy places the organism in Eukaryota, Metazoa, Chordata, Actinopteri, Cypriniformes, Catostomidae. Gene Ontology annotation, biological process: monocarboxylic acid transport; transmembrane transport. Gene Ontology annotation, molecular function: monocarboxylic acid transmembrane transporter activity. Bases 102 to 1649 code for a protein of 515 amino acids.
CUAUAGAGGCACUCAGUAUUUGUAAAAGAGGCACCAGCACCACAUGGCAGUAAAGUUGCAACAUUCCUCUUAGACUGACAGGAACAGUCACUGUAUUCAAUAUGGCACAGUGGAUUUUCAGACUGAAAGGUUGCCUUGGCUCAAAAGUGUACUCGGAGGUUCCAGAUGGUGGUUGGGGUUGGAUUGUUGCUGUGGCCUUUUUCCUAGUAGAGAUGUUCACUUAUGGGGUCAUCAAAAGUUUUGGGAUUUUCCUCAAAGACCUAAUGAGUGACUUUGAGGAGAGCAACAGUCGAGUAUCAUGGAUCAUUUCAAUAUGUGUCUUUGUUAUGACUUUCACAGCACCUUUGUCAUCAGUGCUGAGUAAUCGAUUUGGCUUCCAGCCAGUUGUGAUGUUUGGAGGAUUCCUUAUAUCCUUGGGCACAAUCUCAACUGCAUUCACCAGCUCUAUCAAUCAGAUGUACCUCACUAUUGGGGUAGUGACUGGCCUGGGUUACUGUUUGACAUUUCUGCCAACUGUUACAAUCUUGUCCCAGUACUUCAGCAGGCGUCGCUCUGUGGUUACUGCCAUGGCCUCCACAGGAGAAUCAUUUGCUAUAUUUGCUUUUGCUCCAGCAUUCACAGCUCUUAAAAACUGUAUUGGCUGGAGGUACACUUUGGUAAUGAUUGGAACAUUACAGGGGAUCAUUAUUGUCUGUGGGGCUCUGCUCCGGCCCAUAGUCAUCAAACCAAAGACUUCCCAGACUAGAACUGAGCAGAAGACCACAUACUCUCUCCCUGAAGAACAACUGAGAAGCUCUGUGAGCUCUGGAGAUUCUGGUGUACAGUCACUUGAUGAGCUGGAGCAGGGCCUCAAAUCUGUGAGGGAUAAGGGAGAGGCGGAACCACUACAAGUCCUCCCCAAAAAACAGGAAACUAAAAUCCAGAGUACAAAUAAGCUCCUGGACUUGACUGUAUUAAAGGAAGGCAGUUUUUUGUGCUAUUCGGCUUUCGGCCUCUUUGCAACACUGGGCUUCUUUGCCCCUCAGCUGUAUGUGGUGGAGCUCAGUGCCAGUAUGGGCACUGAGAGGGACAAGGCCGCUUAUAUGCUUUCAACAAUGGCUAUCGCUGAGAUCUUUGGACGUCUCUCCAUUGGAUGGGUCCUGAGCUGGGGGCGAAUCAGAAAGAUCUUUGUACUGCUUGGAUGUGUGUCACUAAUGUGUCUGGUUUUGGUGUUGUUCACUAUGAUCCAUGACUUCUGGGGACUGGCAGUGUGUUGUGUGCUUUAUGGCUUCUUGCUCGGCAACAUUGCAUCAACACACAUCCCCAUGUUGGCGGAGGACGAUGUUGUAGGGAUCAAGAGGUUGCCCUUAGCUGUAGGCGUCUACGUCUGUAUUCAGAGCUUUGCAGGACUUGCUGGCCCACCUUUAGGAGGUGUCCUUGUGGAUAUUACACAAAAUUACAGCUCUGCUUUCUACUCGUGCGCUGUGGGAAUGGGACUAGGUGCGGUCUUCCUUGGGCUUGUGCGUCCAGCGAAGACAGGUCAACUGUGCAUGAGGAGGGUCGAUGGACAGAAUAGCUCGGCAGUGGAGCAAGUGUCCAAAGACCAAGACAUUCCUGAGGAAAUCCUGAAAGAAUUGGACAUACUUACAAACCCAGAAAUAAAGUCUUGAAACAAAGACAUCCUUUCUGAAUUAAGUGGGAUGAACUGAUCCUGAGGACCUAUCAGAGCUGCUGAUAUCAUUGGAAAACUUAGAAUUUAGUCUGAAUGUAUCUAAAGGAAUCACUAUGUCAUGAUUCACAAUAAUUGCUUAAGAAAUGCAAUUGUUAGUUACACACUAAAUUCACGAAUGUAAUGAUUACAAUAGCUGUCAUCAAAAACAAUAAGCUAAAGUUGAGCUCAUACCUCAUCUUAUUACCAAGUCUGAACUGAAACUGAACUGAUACUGGGACUUUUGUUGAUGAAAAGUUCUGGGUGCAAAAGAACAAACAUAAUCUGUGACAGGAGACCACAUGUUGUGGUUUUAGUGAUUAUAGGUGAUGGCUCUAUGAUUACUAGGCAGGCACUGGUCGGUAACGCAAUGACCAAAGUUAUUGUUGAAUUCAAUGUCUAAAGUUAGAUAGCUAAAAUGGUAUAAAAAUAGAAAUGGUACAGAUAAGUGAUAAUGUAUAGGAUUUGAUGUUUCAUUUAAAAAAUAUUCCUAAAGUACCCAUGGAUUAAGGAAAAACGCUUUAAUACUCUCAUUCUUUUCCUAAUAGAGUGAUGGAUAGCUCUUCAACAGGAUGUGAAGUGGGACAAAAGGCGAAUUCGAACCCGGGUCAUCCGCACGAAAAAAAAGCACAUCCACACUGUCGUUAUACCCCACACCGCUGCAGCGACACUAGGGAGCAGUUUGUCUUCAGUUUCUGUUUCCACCAGACUAUUGGAGUGCAUAAAGCAACGCUGUGUGUAAAUAGCAAAUGGUCAUUUUGAAAAUAUUUUAAUGAAUAUUCUGGAUAAAUUCUUCUCAAUAAAAUGUCAGUUGAUUGGGACUCACUUUAAGGCUUAAAAAAGGAUGUUAAAGUAAUCCAUGUUACUCAUGCGUCAUAGUCUGCUAAAGGCAUGCGAUAGGUCUUGAUGAGAACCUGAAAUUUAAGUCAUUAUUCAGUGAAAAUGUUGCCGUCCAUUGAGCGUUUAUGAGUGCUAUGAGAGAAGUUUGUUCACAGUGGCACACAUGUUCAUGCGAGAAUCUUGCCAGUCACCCAUUUUCACUAUAAAAUAACGUACAUUUCGGGAACGACAUGAAUAAAUUAUGAAAGAGUUUUUUUGUGUGUGGGGGGGAGCUAUUCCUUUAACUCUGAAUGCAAAACCCAGGUAAUGCCAGAAGUGUCAGUUGUAAGUUGUUUACUAUCAUGGCGCUUCCAAAGCUUAUGACAGGGUUCUCAACUGUGAAUAACAUUUGCAUCUCUAUUAUAGAGAUGAUUGUGAAUGCAAAACUUCACAGAGUUCAGCCUGAUGCAACGGUGAAAUCAACACAAGGAUAGCCAGUGUAAUUAUGUGUGUCAGUAUUAACUAGUAUUAAGCCACAACUUCAAAUGUGAAAGUGUCUGAUAUGACCUGUUACAGUAUAACCAAAUAUUUUGUUAUCAAAAACUGUCAUAUGACUUGAAUUUUAUCUACGUAUUUAGAAAGCAGUUGUAUUUGCUGCAUGUUCUAUGGAAUGUAAAUGUUUUUGCAAGAUGUACAAUGAGGUUUUCUGUUUCAAUGCACAAUAGAUAUAAUAGUUAUAAUCAUUUUUAAAUCAGAUUUAAAAAAAUAAAGACAUCCUUUUUU